Messenger RNA from Vigna umbellata (rice bean), 1734 nucleotides. The record is from RefSeq and is a predicted model, not a curated record. Lineage: Eukaryota; Viridiplantae; Streptophyta; Magnoliopsida; Fabales; Fabaceae.
AUGGAUCAAGACCCAGCUGCGUUUGUACAGGAGAUGAGGAGAAGAAUGGAGGCUAUGCAGGCGGAGAUAGAAACUUUGAGAGCCGAGCGUGAUGCGGCCAGGGGGGCGCACGCCAAUCGUCCUACGCGCGCCCUGUCACCAGUAGUGGAGAUGCCGGAAACUGAUCUGGAUUCAGAAGAUGGUACGGACCCAAUGACUGAAAGUUAUGAUCAAGAGAGGGAGCAGAGUGAGGCCGAGUCGUAUCGGGGUGCUAACCGUCCGACCACAGCCGGUCGGGUUAGAGCAUUGCAUCCGUUUACGGCCACAAUCAUGGAGGAACAGAUUCCGGACCGAAUGUUCCCGUCCUUGGAAAAAUAUGACGGCUCGGGUGAUCCGGAAGAGCAUUUGAGGUCUUCUGUGGACGCGAUGACCGUAUAUUCACCCAGGGAGAAUGUAUGGUGUAGGGUUUUUUCUUUGUCAAUAAAAGGAGAAGCUUUAGCCUGGUUCCACUCACUGAGACCUCGAACAAUCAAUAGUUUUGCUACUCUAAGAGAUAAGUUCGAACGACAGUUUUCGGCAGGACGAGCGCGAAACUUGACGUAUCUAGAGUUGACUAACAUAAAGCAGGAGAAAGGAGAAAGUCUUAGGGCUUUCAUGGACAGAUUCAACCGAACCGCUCGGCAAGUAAAGGGGGUAGGCAAGAAAUUUACCAUCAGCACUCUGGCAACCGCGCUAAGGCCUUCCCAAUUUGCUGACAACCUGUUCGCGGAGCCUCCUUUAACUCUAGAUGAGUUACAAGAGAGGGCUGCUAGAUUCAUGAGAAUAGAAGAGAUGAGGGCAGUGAGACCUUCCAAGUCAUUACCAAAAGCGGAUGGAACCAAACAUUGUACGUAUCACUUAAACAUAGGACAUAGCAUCGAGGAGUGCACGGUGUUGAAAGAUGAGGUGGAGGAACUGAUCCGAGCCGGUCAUUUAAGGAGAUUUGUGAAGGAAGAGAGAAGGAUAAGAAGUUCACCCAGGAGAAGUAGGGUGGAAAGAAAUGAUAGAAGAGAAGACCGGCGUUCCGACCGUAGGAGGAGUAGAAGCCGCAGCCAUGACCGAUCGCUGCGAGGCACAAUAAACACCAUCUCGGGUGAAUUUGUACGGGGGGCGUCCGCGUCCGCGAGGAAGAGAAACUUGCGGGAGCUUAAGAGCGUUCAUAGGGUAGAUGUGAGAAAGCGACACAUGCCGCCAAUCACAUUCACAGAUGAAGAUUUUCAUGCCCCUGACCUAGAGGAAGAUGACCCGAUGGUGAUAACGGCAGUUAUUGCCAGAUAUAGUGUGGGAAAGGUGCUAGUAGAUCAAGGCAGUUCGGUCAACAUCUUAUACUGGAAAACAUUCCAGCAAAUGGACAUAUCAGAGGACCUGAUCGCUCCAUAUAAUGAACAGAUAGUGGGAUUUUCUGGGGAGCGAGUGGACACCAGGGGGUAUGUGGAUCUUAGAACAUGCCUAGGGACCGAACGGAGUAAGGAAGUGAAAACCAGGUUCUUACUGGUGGACGCUAACACUUCCUAUAAUGUGUUGUUGGGGCGACCAUGUCUCAACGCAUUUGGGGCGAUCGUUUCCACGCCUCACCUCACACUGAAGUUUCCGUUAGACAAUGGGAAUAUCUGUGCCGUUCGGUCAGAUCAAACGAUUGCACGAGAAUGCUACAUGGCAGGGUUGAAGGUUCAACCGUCAUCAUCGGGCUCGCGCAGUCGGAGUAGGAGGAGGUGA